AUGUUUCCUUUAUUGAAUUUUGCCACAUACCCCAAAAAUUAUUCUUAUCUUGAAUUAAUCCAUUUACAUGAUAAUGUUUUUACUUCACUUGAUAAAACUGAUUAUUAUAAACAGUGGAAUAUUAGAGCUCUCAUUAAAUUCAAGUGGAAUACCUAUGGAAGACGUUAUUAUAUUAUUAUUUGGGCAAUAUAUUCAAUUUUUAUGAGCUGUUUUUUAAUCGUUUCAACAAUUCGUGAAGAUAAAAUUUCUUGGAGCACUCAAUCAAUUCUUUUGGGAGCAACUAUCUUUUUUGGUUUUAUUCAUUUAACUUUUGAAGUUCGUCAAUUUAUUCAUAAACCAAAAUAUUAUAUUUCUAGUCCUUGGAAUUGGAUUGGAAUUAUGGUCUUAGCUUUUGCUCAUUCUUUGCAUCUUUUGUUAAGACCUACUAGUGAUUAUUCUUAUAAUCAACCAAGUAAUGUAGAUGAUGUUAAUAAUCCCUGGAAUCUUGUUUCAACUUAUAAAAUUAUUUUACCUAAUGGUACUGUUAGUGAUUAUUCACUUAUUCAAACUCCUAAUGAUAAUACAAAUCUAUUCGCUUGGUUUAGUACUUCUGUUUUAGCUGUAUAUUUUAUGCUAACAGGCGAUAAGAGUUCGGUUACUUCAUGGAUUUUUAAAAAUAAUUGGACUUUAGCUAUUUUAUUAACUCUAUUUUUAUUUUUUACGACUAUUUAUUUAUUAAAUCUAUUUAUUGCAUUACUCUCAAAUGCUAUGAGUAAUACAUAUAAUAGAGAAUCUUAUUUACAAAUAAAAGGAGAGAUAUUAGCUGAAAUUGAACUUCAUUGGAUGUUACCUCAUCAAAGAAGAAAUAAAAAUUGGUUUCCUGAAAUUUUAUAUUACGAAGCUACACUUAAAAAGCUUAAAGAAUACUUUAAAAAUGAUGAAAUUUUACACGAUUUACUUCCUGCGAUUAAAAAAAUUGCUGGAAUUGAAGUAGUUGAAGUCUUAAAUAAAGACACUGAACUUUAUGAAAUUAAAAAAAUUAUUAAAUCUGUUGAAUCUAAAGACAUGAAAAAAGACAUCGCACUUCACGCAAUCAAAAAAAUUCUUGAAAGUAAAGAUCCUAAUGAAGGCAAUACUCCAAAUAAAAACAAUGCUCAAUCUGAAGUUAAUACUCCAAAUGAAAAAAAUGCUCAAACUGAAGUCAAUGAAAAAAAUGCUCAAACUGAAGUCAAUGCUCAAAAUGUAGUCAGUGCUCAAAAUGAAAACAAUACUCAAAAUUAA
Molecule: messenger RNA, 1260 nt
Organism: Dentiscutata heterogama
Lineage: Eukaryota; Fungi; Glomeromycota; Glomeromycetes; Diversisporales; Gigasporaceae
Source: the annotation of a GenBank genome assembly